UGUAGGUGAGAGGAGGCUGGAGACUUGCUGUAUUCUGGGAAUGGGCAGGGUCGCUCGUCCGAACAGAGUCCUAUCCUACGCGGCGGAAGCGUGUGCCCUUUGACUUGCAUCGUCUAGCUACCUCUGCCAUCCUCUACCAGCCGCAGCUCCGAGGGCUGGAGAAGACGUUGCCAAGGUUAGAAGGCCACGAACAAACCAAUUUGGACCGAGGUUCCUAAUCUGGAUUUUUAAUUUUGCGUGCUUGAUUUUUCGCACCAUUUUCUCUCCGAGGUAAAAUAAUGACUAUUUUAAUUGGCUGCCACUUACAGAGAGAUCCCAAUAAGCAUGAUGGCAUACAUAUAUUUUUCUCUGGCAUUCCAUGUGUGCUCCAGUUCUUAUGACCAAGCUGGUGAAGCUGACUUUUACUGCAUGUUGCAUGCCAUGAUCAGUUGACUAUAAAUUAAAUCCUCUUUUCCAAAAGCCAUUUUCCAUUAGUGCUAAUUUGUUUGCUUCUCAUUUCCACUGAUCAUUAGAGUCUCUGGUUGUGAGCACCAAAUUGGAAAUAAUUUCUUUGACAUUUCAAAAAAAUUUCUCCCCUCCUUGAAUGCCAUUUGGCUGCAGCUAAAUAACAUUAUGGUUUGCAGAAGAACAGUUCACUCCAAUUACAAUUUAACUGACCGUUCAUGGCACUGAAUCCCUGUCCUUAGUGUCCAAAGAUGACACCGCUGCUGACACUGCUAUUUCCUGUCAUAGCUGUAAAACACCUCAUAGACUUUGCACUGGCCUUCUUGGAUGGAGAUUCUGCCACUCCGCACAUGGCAGCUUUGGGAAGUUGGUAGUUUUAUGGACCUGCAUAUCAUGGACAUUCAGAUCUAACCAUCUCAACAGGAGCUGGCUGAUUUCUUCACACAUUCACUCAGUGAGCCUUUAUUCAACAUCUAUUUUGUGCCCUAAGGACACAGAGACAGGGAAGACCAACUCCUGCCCUUGAAGAACUCACACUCUAGUGGGAAGGAUGGGUUGGUCUGCAGUCAUUCACCUGGUUCUUAAGUCCAGCUAGAUUUCGUGGUUGUCUCCAUCCCAGAGGCUGCGUGGACGCCCUUCUGGAAGCACACAUCCCAUGUCCUCUGGGGAGCAGUAGAGGUUGCCAACUUCAGGACUGAUUGAUCAUGACUUCUAUAAAGGAACAGGCAGCAAUUAGCAGGCUCUUAAGUUUUUUACAGGAGUGGGACAAUGCUGGGAAAGUCGCAAGGAGUCACAUCCUUGACAAAUUUAUUGAAACCAACCAAGGCAAGACUGCCCCUGAACUGGAGCAGGAGUUUUCCCAGGGAGCCAGUUUGUUCCUGGUACGCUUGACCACCUCACUUAGAAUCACCUAUGUCACUGACUCAUGUUUAGAAAAGCUUCUCAGGUCCAUUGGCAUCUUCUUAUCAGCUGUAAGCAGUAAUCGGUACCUUAUAGAAUUUCUUGAGGUUGGAGGUGUCCUGACACUCUUGGAAAUACUUGGGCUGGAGAAGAUCAAGGAGGAGGCCAAGAAGGAAUCCGUCAAACUACUUCAGGUUAUUGCAAACUCUGGCAGGACGUACAAGGAGCUCAUUUGUGAAAGCUAUGGUGUACGAUCCAUAGCAGAAUUUUUGGCAAAGUCUAAGUCAGAAGAGACCCAGGAGGAAGUGCAGGUUCUGUUGGAUUCUUUGGUCCACGGCAAUCCCAAGUACCAAAAUCAAGUGUAUAAAGGUCUAAUAGCUUUGCUGCCCUGCGAGUCCCCCAAAGCCCAGCAGCUGUCCCUGCAGACUCUCAGGACUGCCCAGUCAAUCAUUGGGACCACACACCCCAGCAUCGUGGACUGCGUGCUGAAGGUGCUGGGCACGAUGCACCUGGAAGUCCAGUAUGAAGCCAUCGAGUUGAUCAAGGACCUGGUGGGUUACGAUGUGCGCCAGGCGCUGCUCAAGGGCCUCGUAGCGCUGCUGAUACCGUCGGUCAGGGAGACCUCCAAAUUGCAGGCCAAGAUCCUCAGUGGUAGGGACCUGCUCAGAUGGGGCUGCCUGGGCCAAGGGAGGGGGGUCUCCUGCCUCACGGCCGCCCUCUCCUCAGACCCCUCAGUUCUCCAGCUCGCCCCCAGCCUGCCGAUGUUUUUGCAGCAGGCCGCGGCCGCCAAGGCCAUCGGGGUCCUGGCACGCAACGACAUGAGCAUCGCCGAGGAGCUGCUGUACCUGCACGUGGUGCACGGCCUAAUGGCCGCCAUGGGCAACAUGGACCACAGCAACAGCCAGCGGCUGGCCAGCCUCACGCUGGAGGUGCGCACUGCCCCUAGCGAGGGGGCGGGAAGGGCUGCGGCAGCCACAGUCCCGCCGCCCCCGCAGUCACGCCACCCCGCCCGCGCGGCGCAGUGCUUCGUGCAGAUGUUCCCUUUGGUGGCGGAGCACGUGCGCAAGGGCAUGGGAGAGGAACUCUACCAGCUCUUCCUGGUAAGUGCGCCCUCAGACGGCGACUCGGACAGUGUGGUGCCCCUUCACACAGUCCCCAUCCUGGAGCGUUCCACAUGCAGAGUGGACCUGGCCACCAGCUGCAGGAGGGACUGCUCUGGCCUAGGCUCCUCCACCCUCCAUCUUCCUGUUCCCUUUCCUGCCCUUUCGGUCAGGCUGCCAACUCGCCCCCCACCUGCAACAUCCCUCUGCCAAGCCCAACUCCAAGUCCAGACUGCCCUGGCACCCCAGCCGGGUCCCCCUUGCUCCUGUCCUCAGAGCAACGCUGAGGACUUGUACAUGAAAUUAGACAACAUUCAGGCGGAUAUCUUGGCGGCCAACAAAGUCAAUGUUACCAAAGCCCUGCGCCUCCACGGCAGCUCCUACAGCACGAACAUUCUCUAUGGCUCGCAUGAUUCGGCUCAGAUGGCCUACCUCACACACUUCGAGAAGGAGGAUGUGGAAUCAAAGGAGUAACAGCCCCUGUGGCAAACCAGGAAGGCCAAGGCUGCGGGGCAGGGAAGCCUGGCAAGAGGAAGGCGUCUGGGGUCAAGCUCAGAGCCACUCCACUUGGCUCCAGGCGGGGGAGACGGGGAUUAGGCACCCCAGAAUGGCAGAGGGAGAACCGCUGGCUGUGAAGAGUCAAUAAACAGCCUUGAUACCUGUC
This is a messenger RNA of Cercocebus atys (sooty mangabey), 3108 nucleotides long. It is a transcript of the gene ARMH1, whose product is annotated as chromosome unknown open reading frame, human C1orf228. The coding region runs from base 1149 to 2918 and encodes 589 amino acids. The record is from RefSeq and is a predicted model, not a curated record. The transcript is spliced from 11 exons. NCBI's taxonomy places the organism in Eukaryota, Metazoa, Chordata, Mammalia, Primates, Cercopithecidae.